AUGGAUGGGGUCUUGAUCCCGCCGCUGAACUUUUCCAUGGCAGCACCGGGUAUCUACCGCUCGGGUUAUCCGAACUCCAUGAAUCAUGCGUUCAUGAAAAAGCUUCAGCUGAAAACGAUUCUGUACCUCUGCCCUGAGGAUUACAGUGAGGCAAACACCGCCUGGUGUCGCGCGCACAAUGUUCAGAUUGUUCAAUGUGGCAUUCUACCGAACAAAGAGCCCUUUCAAUUCAUACCCGAGGACGUGGUCGCGGAUGCAUUGCGAGUGCUCUUGGACUGUCGCAAUCAUCCGAUAUUGAUGCACUGCAAUUCAGGGAAACAUCGAUCGGGUGUAGUCAUUGGCACGCUGCGGAAAAUGCAGGGUUGGAGCCUCACCUCGAUUUUUGAUGAAUACAGACGAUUUGCUGGCAGCAAAGUUCGCAUCCUGGACCAGCAGUUCAUUGAACUUUUUCGUAUAGAGUCUGUGACCUAUGAUAAAGAAUAUGCGCCGCGCUGGUUGCGUUGA
Cyanidioschyzon merolae strain 10D is the source of this 504-nucleotide messenger RNA. RefSeq lists its product as hypothetical. Lineage: Eukaryota; Rhodophyta; Bangiophyceae; Cyanidiales; Cyanidiaceae. The coding region runs from base 1 to 504 and encodes 167 amino acids. Gene Ontology annotation, molecular function: phosphatase activity. The transcript has a single exon. Gene Ontology annotation, biological process: protein dephosphorylation. The record is from RefSeq and is a predicted model, not a curated record. Gene Ontology annotation, cellular component: cytoplasm.